AACAAAAGUGAAAAUUGGAUGAAACCAUAGUGUUAAGUGCUCUUUCUCCUUUGAUCAAACCUUUGAUUAAAAUUAAUUUCCCUAGGGAAGGCAGAGUCCAUUUAAAUCUCUCUGUAUGUCUGAAAGCCGAUCAGUGUGUGUUUCGUGCAGGUAGAAUGACAGGAGAACUACACUUAGAGACACGUGGACCAACACGAUGGUGGGUGCUGAUCUAUGUUUCUUUUUCUGCUCUUACAAACGUAGUUAUUUGCAACAAACCGAGCCAUUUCAAGAUCACUGUUGGACUCCAAGCUCCACAGAACUUUUCCUACCCAUUCAGUUUGCUUAGGUUGGGUUCUGCCAUGCAGAUAGCCAUAGACAAGAUCAACUCAAAUCCAGCUCUGAGUGGAAAUUUCACCUUUAAUUUUGUGUACGUGGAUACAGAUUGUAAUGCAAAGACUUCGCUCCGUUUUUUCAUCGAACAAGUUAUGAACCAAAAUGUGACGGCGCUGUUUGGACCCCCAUGUCCUGAGGAGGCUGAGGUCACUGGUCUCAUAGCAUCCACAUGGAACAUUCCAAUGUUCGGCUUUGUUGGCCAGACACAGAAAAUGGAUAAUAUUCAGGUGUACGACACCUACAUAAAAAUAGUACCACCACUUAAAAGGGUCGGAGAAAUCCUGGUUAAAACACUGGAAUUCUUUCUUUGGAAGUACGUUGGCAUGAUCGGAGGGGGCAUGGACACAAACACGUGGGACAAUGUUGAUGCUCUUUGGAAGAACGUGGAACAGCAGCUCAGAGCUAAAGUAACCGUGACAGCUGCUAUUAAGUUUGACACCAGUGACCCAGAACUGGCACGUAGAAACUUACAACAGAUUUCAAAGGUAGCGAGAGUGGUAGUUGUGCUGGCUAAUGCUGGAGACUCCACUUCUCUGAUGUUAGAAGCUCAGAGACAGGGGCUGAUGAAUGGAGAUUAUGUUUUCCUACUUGUUCAACAGUUUGAGGUCAGUGCCAAAGUGGAUAAUCUGUGGAAAUCUGAUAUGGAUCAAACAAAUCAAACAAUGCUGGAUGCCUUUGACAUGGUGUUUGUAGUCGCUCAGAAGUCCUAUGAUGGCUAUGACUAUUAUGACUUCUUCGAGCAGGCUUAUGAGAGGUUGAAAGGAGCCCCAUUUUUCAGUAACCUGUCCUCAGAAAAAGAGGUAAGCUCCUACGCAGCUUAUUUACACGACUCAGUGCUGUUGUAUGCUAUGGGUUUAAAAGAGGCUUUAAAAACUGGUAAAGAUAUCCGGCACGGACGAGAGAUUCUCCAGAAACUCAGAGAUAGGACCAGCAUCAGGUUCUAUGGGGCUUCUGGUCUGGUUCACUUUGAUGAAUAUGGAGAAAGGAACCUGGACUAUUCAGUAUAUGACCUGCAGAAAACUGAAGAUUUCAUCAAAUUUGUCGCUAUUUUAGACUUUGACAGUCAUACAAAAAUGAUCAAACCCACAUCAAGGUUUUCAAAUCUCGUCUGGCCAAUUGGAAAACCUCCACCAGAUAAUCCAGCCUGUGGUUUUAAUAAUGAACACUGUGAAUGGUUAAAAAAUGAGAUACCUCUUGUAGUACUGUUGGUGGUUCUGCCUGUGUUUGGAGUGCUGGCAGUAGCCUUGGUCACUCUGCUGACCUUACAGAAAGUCCACCUACAAACCCGCCUGGAAGAAUCCAACUGGUGGCUCAUCGACUACAGCGAAAUAACCAUCCUCAGAGAGCCCAAAGAAACGCAAACACUGUCUGUUAGCACGACACCAAGCAAAUGUGGCAGUGGAGGAUCUCAGUCCAUCCUCUCCUCAAAAAGUUGCAGUGUCAAAGGAAGUGGAAAAGAAGCCAUCUACACCACUAUCGGCCUCUUUCAGGGGAACGAGGUGGGCAUAAAAUAUUUGAAAAAUCAAAUCCUCACCAACAUCAAGAAACCGUCUGUUAUUGCAGAGUUUAACAUGUUAAGAGAAUUGAAACAUGAGAACCUGUUCCAGUUCUUCGGUGUGUGUAUUGAGCCACCAAACAUCUGUAUUGUUAUGCAGUACUGCAAGAAAGGAAGUCUGACGGAUGUUCUUGGGAACAGCGAGAUUGAACUGGACUCUAUGUUCAAAAUAUCCUUUGCCUAUGAUAUUGUUAAUGGUAUGGAGUACAUACACAAAAGCAGCCUAAAGUCUCAUGGAAAUCUGAAGCCCAGUACGUGUCUGGUGGACAGCAGAUUGCAGAUCAAGCUGUCCGGCUUUGGUCUGUGGGAAUUAAAACAUGGAACUAAAUACAGAUUACUCCCGCUUGAUAAUCCAAAAUAUGAAGAGAUGUACUGGACUGCGCCAGAGUUUUUGAGAGAGGUUUAUUACCCAUUCAAUGGCACGCAGAAAGGAGACGUCUAUAGCUUUGCAAUAAUAAUGCGAGAGCUAAUGUAUAGUACAGAGGUGACCCCGUACCACGACAUUCAUCUGGAACCAAAAGAGAUUAUCAAGCAGUUAAGGACCCCUAUGUCCGAGGAGCCCCUCAGACCCACCCUGUCUGCUGAUAUCUGUGAUGAACGCCUGAUCCCUCUGCUAAAGGCCUGCUGGAGUGAGAACCCAGAACACAGACCCCCGUUUACCAAUAUCAAAAGAAGCCUGCGUAAGGCCAUCCCUGAAAGUCAUGCCAACAUCCUGGACAACAUGGUUAGCAAACUCGAGAAAUAUGCCAAUCAUCUAGAAGAGGUAGUGGAGCAGAGAACCAAUCAGCUCACGGCAGAAAAAAGCAGAGCUGAUAAACUUCUCUCUAGCAUGCUGCCCAGAUAUAUUGCAGAGCAGCUAAUGGCCGGAAAAUCAGUGGAGCCUAAAAGUUAUGACAUGGUGUCCAUCUUUUUCUCUGACAUUGUGGGAUUUACCACCAUGUGCUCCAUCAGCUCAGCUCUGGAGGUGGUCACACUGCUCAAUGACCUCUAUAGCCUGUUUGAUGAGAUCAUCCAGCUGUAUGAUGUCUAUAAGGUGGAGACGAUAGGGGAUGCAUAUAUGGUAGCCGGUGGGCUGCCUAUCCCUAAUAAUACCCACGCUGAUGAGAUCUCUACUAUGGCCCUCCACUUCCUCUCUGCCAUACAAAGGUUCAGAAUCAGGCAUUUGCCUACUGAGAAACUGGCCCUACGGAUUGGGAUCAAUUCUGGUCCAGUGGUUGCUGGAGUUGUGGGUAGUACGAUGCCCCGGUACUGUUUGUUUGGGGAUACAGUGAACACAGCUUCCAGAAUGGAAAGCAACAGUCUUCCACUGAAAAUCCACAUCUCUCAAAGCACUGCCGAUAUUCUCCUUAAAACUGGAAACUUUGAACUGGAAGAGAGAGGCGAUAUCGAAAUCAAGGGAAAAGGAACUCAGAAGACUUUCUGGUUGAAAAACAAAACAGGAUGUGAGUUUCCUACUUCUGACCAGGAAUGCGAUACAAGUACUAAGUCAGCAUCAAAUUCUUGUCCUAUUACGUCCAAACAGGAGAAAACCAAAGUAGCCUCAACAAGGGAUGCAGAGAAUAAAGAGAGAAGAACAAUCCAGAGGAGCACGGGGGUUGCUAAAAUGUCGGAAAAGCACACGCUUACUGUACCUGAAAUUUAGUCUCACCCCAAUUUAUAUGUAUUUGGAUAUCAGAUAAGCAGGUCCAAGAAU
Messenger RNA from Triplophysa rosa, 3623 nucleotides. It is a transcript of the gene gucy2g, whose product is annotated as guanylate cyclase 2g. Gene Ontology annotation, cellular component: membrane. Gene Ontology annotation, biological process: intracellular signal transduction; protein phosphorylation; receptor guanylyl cyclase signaling pathway. Gene Ontology annotation, molecular function: protein kinase activity; peptide receptor activity; guanylate cyclase activity. The record is from RefSeq and is a predicted model, not a curated record. The transcript has 21 exons. The coding region runs from base 156 to 3572 and encodes 1138 amino acids. NCBI's taxonomy places the organism in Eukaryota, Metazoa, Chordata, Actinopteri, Cypriniformes, Nemacheilidae.